AUGUCGAUCGAAGCUCUUCCAGCAGAGGUACUUGAGCUGGUGACAUCGCACCUCGCGACGUACGAUCCGCCGAGCCUCGUAAGCCUCGCCCUCGUCAACAAAGCCAUUUUUCGUUGGUGCAAGCCCUUGGUGAACAAUCUCCUCUUUCAUGACGCAUAUAUCAGCGUCAUCGCGGAGAACUCGGUCCAGGACAGCCAUGGAUUCACUAAAGAAGUCAACAACUAUGUUCGAAAGCUCGAACAGAAAGGAACGAUGGCGCUCGUUCGUCGACUUGUGAUCGACGAUUAUUGCUGCGAUUCAUGCAAAGACAAUUCUUUCUCGCAUUCACAUACUAUAGAGGAUUUGAGAAGCGAUAUGCCUGGCAAGCCAUACACGCCAUUUUACGAAAACUUGUCUUAUCAACACGAUCGCCGAUACCGGCCUGUGUGGCGUGAGGGAGAGCUUCAACGACGCUCUUCUAAUCGGCCAGGAACUGUGACCAACUCCAAUUCAUCGAUCUGGGAGCCGGUUGCUACAUUGAUCCAGAAAUUAACCCAGUUGAAAGAUUUGGUAUGGCUAUGCGCUGAACCGUUUCCCCGCCGUCUUCUUGAGGCUCUGGAGGAAUUCCAGCCUAGGUGUAGGCUUCGGCAUCAUUCACUCCGAUUGAACACUAUCUGUCAUCUGCCUAUUCUUCAAAUGUUAACGUCCCCUUUGUUGUACAGUGUCGUGCUCAUCUGGCAGGUCACUAGUUGGACUCGCCCCUCGAACCCUCAGGACAUUGAUAUCGAAGCUCCGGACACCGAGUACUAUAAUCUACUUUGGCUACGACUGGCCCCGAAUCUAAAAGAGGUAUACAAUGCUGGUAAUACCCAGCCCUGGAUCACAGGAACCAGUGCGGGUUCGCCCAUCAGCCUUCCAUGGCCUGCAAAGUCUGAACUGAACAGACCUCCAACCUCAAUGUGUGAAUUGACGCAUAUUCAAAUUAUCGAUCUAUGGUCAACACUAGGAAUGUGGAAACACCAUACAGAUUUUUCUGUCCUCGAAAGUCUGGUGGUAGAAGCAGGGGUAAACAAGAGGGCACUUAGCCUCUGGUCUCGAGAAUAUUCAUUUCCAUCGCUCCGCAGGCUAGUAAUUUGCAUGAAGCAACGCGAACAGCCAGCUGAUUUUUACGACAUUGCGAGACAAUUUCUUUGUACUCUUCCACCGUUGGAAGAGCUUGAUAUUGAAGGAUGGCACUCACUUCUUCCCGUGGAAUCUAUUGUGGAACAUCACGGACCACGAUUGCGAAGACUAGCUCUCCUCUACGAGCACCGCCAUCACCAACGCUGUCUGACAGAGCCUGCAAUAAAAAUAAUCGCCCGAGAGUGCCCGCUCCUUGAAGAACUAGCUUGCAAAAUCCAGAGAUCCCAAGGAGACGCCUCGGAGGUCGCUUCCUAUCGAGCGCUGGGUACUAUCAAUCGUCUGAAAUACCUGACCUUGUAUCUUGCCGCAUACGAUCCCUCGCUAAACGGAGGUGAAGAGACACAUGUUAUAAAUUAUUCCCCCAGCUGGGGAGGAUGGGGUGACCCUCCUCAAGCUAUGUCCUCGACACAUACUUCUUGGGAUAGACUCGACAACCACCUUUCCUUCCAAGACCUGGGCGGAUACUUUCGCAACCGCGAUGGUCACAUUCGUCGGUUUAUGAUCAACAGUGCUGUGGAUGAAAGUCUCGCCUGUGCAAUUUUCAGAGUCAUUUCUUCAAGCAAGAACCAAGGUCCAGACACCCUACCUCUGGAAGGAAUUAAUAUUCGCAUAGACGAGCCAGAGAAGAAUCGUAUUUUCGCUCAUUCCUGGCAAGUUGGGCGCACACGAGGAGGUAGCAAUGAGCUUGUCGCCCGCGAAGCUGAGCUCACGCAUGAAAUUCGUCAAAAAAGAAGAAUGCCGCUGCCGCUAUGGCAAGCGAUCAUCUUUCGAAAGAUAUGGCCCAUGAAAGAUGAGCCUUGGCAGAGCAGUUUGCAAUGGCAAAAGGAAAAGGCUUUAUCAAAAUGGUUGAUUGGGAGAAGGACGGAGAAGAGGAAGAGAGAGACUCAGAACUCUGCAGGGCGCAAUUGGUGGAAGGAAUGGUCUAGUUUCUCUCUCGCAACAGCAACUUGA
Messenger RNA from Penicillium lagena, 2112 nucleotides. RefSeq lists its product as uncharacterized. The transcript has a single exon. NCBI's taxonomy places the organism in Eukaryota, Fungi, Ascomycota, Eurotiomycetes, Eurotiales, Aspergillaceae. The record is from RefSeq and is a predicted model, not a curated record. Bases 1 to 2112 code for a protein of 703 amino acids.